AUGGUCCUUGGCUGGCUGCUACUUGUGCUGCUGGCUGCGCCCCUGGGGACCUGGGGCGCCAAGGACUGCAUCUUCUGCGAGCUGACGGACGCCAGUAAGUGCCCCGGCUCGCGCAUGCACUGUGGCGAUGAUGAAGACUGCUUCACAGGCCACGGGGUGGCCCAGGGCAUGGGGCCCAUCACCAACAAGGGCUGCAUCCACUCCACCAACUGUGGCCGCGAGGAGCCCAUCAGCUACAUGGGCCUCACCUACAGCCUCACCACCAACUGCUGCUACGGCCAUUUGUGCAACCGCGCCUCCAGAGCCACAGGCGGCCAAGUGGCCGCAGCCCUCGCGGGCCUGGUGCUGGCCUCGUGGCUACUACAGUGCCUGUGA
Molecule: messenger RNA, 375 nt
Organism: Perognathus longimembris pacificus (Pacific pocket mouse)
Lineage: Eukaryota; Metazoa; Chordata; Mammalia; Rodentia; Heteromyidae
Gene: Spaca4
Product: sperm acrosome associated 4
Exons: 1
Coding region: 1-375 (124 amino acids)
Source: RefSeq, a predicted model, not a curated record